AUGCAACAUAAAUACUUGUCCUAUGACACAAACUAUGGUCAUGAAACGCAACUUAUUCUGAUCGAUUCUGGUUCUGUGAUCAAAGCUUAUGUUAAAACCCCAAAAUUUUGGAUUAUGGAUUAUGAGGUGAAAUUACAGUGGGUGGCUUAUGUAGAUUACAGUGCUAUUGUAUUUACCUUAUCCUAUCGCGUGCUUUGUAUUGAUACAGUUAAAAUUAUUAAUGGGUGGCUUACACAGGUCACUGUGAAAUUCGAGAGUGAUAAUAGCGAAUUAAGAAAAAAUACAUUGAUCACAGAUGGGCUGAUGACGGUUAUGGGUAGAUUUAUCCAGAUAAUAUUCGGAUGUAAUGAUCCCAUAUAGAAAGACCAUAAGGAGAUGUCAAUAACAAUAACAAUAACAUUCAUUCUUAAACUGUGUAUGUCUUGUAGCACAACAUUCAGGGGAAAAUGUAGUUCUUAUUAAAGAUAGCUGUGGCACCUCAACGUGGCUGAUGUAACCUUCAUAUGUUUUCAUAUUCAUGUUAUUAUUUAAAUGUAUGCCUUAUACUUGUAUGAAGGAUGAUAUGAGAUCAAGCCUGUACAUAAAGUAAAUGAUCAGUAUUUAAUAUAAAGUACCAAUAAGAAUUAUAUUUAGGAUUAUCAAAUGGAAGAUUUAAGAAGUGUAGAUAGAGUCAUAUAUUAAGUAUAUAGCCUCGAUCACGACAG
Molecule: messenger RNA, 704 nt
Organism: Mucor mucedo
Lineage: Eukaryota; Fungi; Mucoromycota; Mucoromycetes; Mucorales; Mucoraceae
Exons: 5
Coding region: 1-360 (119 amino acids)
Source: RefSeq, a predicted model, not a curated record